CCAGUACCAGUACCACUGCACUGCACUGGUUUUGUCUGCACAUUUGCACUUCCUACUUCUAGCUCAAAAUCACUCACAGGACUUGUAUUGUUCUCAUUGAUCUCUAAGAAAUCAGUAAUAAUUUAUUAAUCUAUUUUAAACAGUAAUUUCUGCACGAGGUUGUAGACCAUCCUGGUCCUGGAUGAUGUUCAUCGACAUUGAAUGAUCGACGAGGCGAGCUCUAGCAAGAAGCAAGUAGCUGACAGCCCUUGGAGGUGCAGAGAUAUCAGGACCAUGGCAUCUGGAUGUAGCAGCGGGGAAACCUUAUCAGAACCAGCAGCAGGUGACUUAGCCAAUGCGAUUUCUCAGGGUACAGUGACUGAAGAGAUGCUAGAGAGAUGUGCUCAAGAGGGUCGUAUCGAUGUCCGAAACAAGGAAGGACAAACACCGUUGAUGCUCGCAUGUUUGAAAGGUCUGGAGGAUGUUGUCAAGUUCCUAUUAGCAAAUGGUGCCAACCCCAAUUCCAAGAGCUCAAAGGAUGGUAACACUCCUUUACAUUAUGCAUGUAUGUUAUUGUUUGAAGAGUCUGAAGACACACUAUCUGUUAAGCCAUCCGCUAAAAAAAGACUCCUUGAACAACAAAAAUUGAGAAACCCCAAGCUUUCUAUCGUUAAGCUUCUUCUGAAGUAUAGAGCAUCUGUUCAGAACAACAUAGAUGGAUGGAGUCCAGUAUAUGUUGCUGCAUUUUACUUGCUGAAUGACUGUGUUGAAUUCUUGUUGAUGGGUGAUGAUGAUAUUCCUUUGGAGGACGAGAUCAAAGCUUAUGCAUUACUUGGAGUUUUACAGGCUAAUCUGGGUCAACUUCCCGAGAUCCACGAUGCUUUUUACUCUUUCUGCAGAGCCAUAAACUUACAAGAAGGUGCAGGAGUUAGUGAAGGGAAAGUUCAAACCUCAGAACUUGCUGCUUGCUUCUCGGAAAUCUCUCUAAAAGAAUUCCACAAGCUGGAGAAAUCAUCUGAAAGUAAGGAACUAUUUCCUCGAAUGAUUUCAAGUCUCAAGUAUAGUUAUUUCUUCCCAUCCCUUGCAUACUUUGCAUUUCUUGUAAUGUUCAAUGAGGAGAAGGUAAAAAGAUGCUUCCAAGUAUUCUCUCAUGUUCUUGCUUCUGAAAGAUGUGGAAGAGCUCUGCUAACAACAGUAGUAAGGCAGUUAGAUUAUGCGCAUGAUGACUGUCACCAUAAAUGGGUUGCAAGGCACAUGUUGUCUACUCAUGUUACAAUAUUUAAGAAUGUACACAGUGCUUGUCUGCUGGGUGUGAGUGAUUGCCUAAGAUAUUGUUUUGGUACCCAACUUUAUGACGAAAUCGGGACUUCUGUUGACAUUUUGAAGUCCUCCUUGCGAGACAAAGAGACCUUAAUGAGCAUCAUUCAAAGUAGAAUACUGAGGGAAAGGCCUGACGAGUAUAACAAGCUGCCUUCCCUAACAGAUCAAAUCAUGUUCACUCUGAUGAGUGAUUGUCAUGAUAUCUUCGACUGCAAAGGUUCUGUUAGCAAGCAAUGGUGCCUUGUGACAUUAAGGUAUUUGUUGCUCAGGCUUCUGAAAUCUGACAAUGGUUCUUACCAUAAUUAUAGUGCGAACGCAGGCAGUACACUACUGCACAUGUUGGCAUCAUGUAUAUCUUUUCCACUAACUUAUCAUGGAUCUGUUAGAGAAAUUAUGAGAUAUAUCCAGGAUCUUGCUCAGGCCUUCAUACGUCAUGGGUGUUCUCUGGAUGCAGUGAAUAAAGAAGGUGAAACUGCCAGAGACAUUUUGCACAAUUUGGAGUUGAACUUGAAGGAGCCACAUUUUGAACAGGUUGAGUCAUUUUUUAGUCCACCAACCACAGUAUUGCGUCUGGAGGAAGCAGCUGUCAGAGUAGUCCUCCGACACAAGAUCAACUACGUAGACGUCCUUCCUCUGAGGCUGCGUAAGCUGGUAGAUGUACAUGUAGUUACAGAUUUAGACUUCCCUGUAAGGCUUCUUGAGAUGAUAGAUGGAAUGUCACCUGAAGAUAUUCAUCGAACUGAGAUGAAAAGUCUAUAUCCAGAUUUAGACUCAGGGUUUAAUGUAUUAGGAGAAUUAUACAAUUUCAGUAGUGAAGAAAAUAGCGAAAGUGGUGACAGGAGCUCUUAAAGGUAAAACAAGUUUUGGUAUGGAGUCAUGAAUUUGGUUCAAAUGAACAUAUUGGGAGCAUAUGUGAUCCUACAAUAUUCAAUGAUCGUUGUCGCGGUUGAAAUCGAGUCUAAAGUGAUGAAGUUAUAAAUAAUACACUCUUUCUGUUGUAUAGCUACCUCUCGAGGUCAAGAUAUUGAUUUAGCCAUAAAACAAUGUUUCUUGACUAAAAUCGACCGAUUGGCUAUUUCCGUUUGGAAAAUAUAUAUCACAACUGCAUAUUCUGAGAUUUUCAUGGUCACAGCUAUCAUUGUAUGGCCGUAUAGGCGCUAUUUGAAAUUUACCCCAAUUUAGCGGGAGCACGGGUAAAUAUCAAUAUUCAAUUUAUCUCAAAAGCAGAUGUGUUUUAUGUGCUAUUUUUUUAGUGCUUAUAAUGCAUCCACAGGGGCAUCCAAAUAUAUCAAAAUUGUAAGGAAUCACUAUCCAGCCAAUUUUCAAAAUUUACCAAAACUUUGUAUUACCUUUAAGAAUGGUUCUGAAGGCAGUGAAUGACAGUACCAAGAGAUAGGCGAGUUUUGGUAAAAGCAAACAUUUAUUUGUCAGUUUGCUAUCUGAUGUCCACAGAAAAAGGAAUGGUUUUGAGAUGCCUUCAUGUUCAAAUUAUGACUAAAAAUAAUGUAAAAGUUUAGACCAAACUUUCUUGCCAAUUGUUUAUAGUUCUAUACAGUAUGUCCACUUCUGUGUGCAGUGCUGCUAUUCCUGUACAUGAUAUUUAUAUAUUUACUAAAUCUCUGAUUGUGUUGCUGCAGACUUCAAAUACUCAAAAUAAACAAUUAUUUCAAAGCAAUCCACUAGACCAACAUCGACAACAGGUUCACUAGAGACAACCCACAAAACUAAACAUAGAAGGGAAGAUAGAAAAAUGUUGGUCUCAUGGGGCAUCUGUUUAGUAAAUUCUCUGAAAAAAGUGGGUAUGUAUUUAUUUAUUUGUUUUUAUUAUUAUUUUAUUUUCCUUUUUGUUUUCCUCU
Molecule: messenger RNA, 3155 nt
Organism: Strongylocentrotus purpuratus (purple sea urchin)
Lineage: Eukaryota; Metazoa; Echinodermata; Echinoidea; Camarodonta; Strongylocentrotidae
Exons: 2
Coding region: 202-2148 (648 amino acids)
Molecular function (GO): protein binding
Source: RefSeq, a predicted model, not a curated record